Formica exsecta is the source of this 4848-nucleotide messenger RNA. RefSeq names its product chondroadherin. Gene Ontology annotation, cellular component: nucleus. The transcript has 4 exons. The record is from RefSeq and is a predicted model, not a curated record. NCBI's taxonomy places the organism in Eukaryota, Metazoa, Arthropoda, Insecta, Hymenoptera, Formicidae. Bases 16 to 2802 code for a protein of 928 amino acids. Gene Ontology annotation, biological process: regulation of transcription by RNA polymerase II. Gene Ontology annotation, molecular function: DNA binding; protein binding.
CACAAGAGAAUAAUUAUGUCGGAAGGCGCGACCCCACAAGAACACUCUCAAAAGUACAGCCUCCGCUGGAAUAAUCAUCGAUCGAAUAUGCUGACCGUCUUCGGCGAUCUGCUGCAAACCGAGGCGUUCACGGACGUGUCCCUCGUCGCGGACAGCGGUCGGAUCAUCAAGUGCCACAAGAUCGUCUUAGCGGCGUGCUCGUCCUACUUCCAAACUCUGUUCGUCGCUCUGCCAUGCCCACACCCGACGAUCAUUCUCAAGGACGUCAAGUACACGGAGCUAAGGGCGAUACUGGAGUUUAUAUACCGCGGCGAGGUGACCGUACAACAGGAGCAGCUGAGCAAUCUGCUCAAGAUCGCAGAAAUGCUGCAGGUGAAGGGUCUAGUGGAGCACAAUGGUAGCGACAACGUUGGAGAACGGUUCUCGGCGUACAGCGAUUUUCGUCGACACGAGGACAUGAUGGAGACAUCGUUGUCGCCACCACCAGCCAUCAGCACCAGCACUAAUGCCAAUAGCAUGGCAGCGCACAGCAGCAGUCACGUGUCACCGCCGCAUUCCACCGGUGACACUUACAGUAGUUUUUACAGCAAGCCUUUGGGGACGACUUCGGAAAUGAGUCAAAUCCAAAGUCAUCUCGCGUUUUGGCCGCUGUCCUUACCGUUGCACCAAGGAGUUUCCACAGGUCAUCAAAUAUCGCCACACUCCUCUCCUGUCGCCUCUGUUCUCUGUGCUGGCGGCGGAGGCGGCGGCUCCUCUCACGAUAACAGCUUCGAGACAACCUCGCCGCUCAAGCUCGUAAAGAAGACGCUGCAUUCGAACCUGUUGAAUCACGACACGCCGAUACUGCGCACUGUGCUCGGCCAGGGUCACGUUGACAGUUCCGUGACGGGUGUACCGUUAUUGCAGCCUGACAGUCACGAAUCGAUGCAUUUUCGAGCGAACAACGGUUCUGCAAACGACAAUGACAAUCGUCGCAGCAACACCGAUUUGGCCCAUAGCGAGGCGGCCCACAGCUCCUACAUGGAUGUUCCUUCUAUGGAUGAGGAUGAGAAGCAGCCGUCGCCGCAAUCGCACACCGGUGACAAGACAAGUAACGCGACUCAUGUGCAGGCGAAGCCCGAGUGGAAACGAUACAAACAAUACACCCGAGAUGACAUCCAGGCAGCGAUCCAGGCAGUGAAAUCGGGCAUAAGCGCUGUGCAAGCGGCGCGCCAAUUUGGCGUGCCGUCUCGCACGCUCUACGACAAGGUGAAGAAGCUCGGUAUCCCGACAUCGCGACCGUUCAAGCGUUCAGUGAGCAACGGUGGUAGCGCGGCCCGCUUCCCGUACGGCAUCGGUGGCAACGUGAACGGCAGGAUUUACGGCGGUAGCAUAUUGUCCGAAAAUGAGAACGAGAACAGUAUGAAUGUCAACAUUGAGAACUUGGCUACUAGCACGUCGAGCGCUAGCUCGUUGGUCGCCGCUUACGUCAAACCAGCAUCGAAGGAUGCGUCGCAGGAUCGCGACUCGAUGUCCGACUCGAUGGCACGCUACAGUCCAAGUCCGGUCAUACGCUGUGCCAAGCAAAAGCAACAACAGCAGAACAUGGACGAUGAGGUGGAAGAUCUAUCGAUUUGCAUUUACUACCUGCUAUGCAUAGCAGCAGUGGACUUGACGUUUACCUCCGAUUCGGAGAUUACCACGACGAAAAAUCGGGACUGCCCACCAGAAUGCAUUUGCCUCUCUCCAAAACAAGUACUCUGCAAUACAGGCGGUCUCGAGGACAUACCGACACACCAGCUGCCGGAGACCGUGGAGGAGCUAUCGCUGACGAAGAACGACUUCCCGAUAAUAAAAGGCGACGCGUUCGCUGGUCUCCGGUCGCUGCGUAAGCUCACUCUGGAUGGUAACAAUAUUUCGACUAUACGGCCGUUCGCGUUUCGCGGUUUAAAUCGAUUGCGUGAGCUGUCAAUUCAGCAUACCCCGUUACCCUGCAUCGAGAAGUUUUCGUUCGCUACGCUACAGAAUAUCUCGUACCUGCUGCUGGCCAAUAACAAGAUCCGUUACGUCGAGGGCUACUCAUUCGCCGGCGCAUCCAACGUGAAUCUGAUCCUGCUGAGCUACAACCCGCUGCUGACCAUCCAUAGCCACGCGUUUGCCGGCCUUACCAACGUCAAUAAUCUCAUCUUUCCGUCCGGCAUCCGCCUAAUCGAAGAGAACGCCUUCGACGGCCUGCAGCACGUCGGUCUGCUCAAGCUCAGCUACAUGGACUUAUCAGGAUUGCAGGCCAAUACCUUCUACGGUCUGUCACACGUGCACUCGAUUAACAUUCAGGAGAGCGAUCUGGGUGUCGUGCAGAGGGAUGCAUUCGCCGGCCUCGCACACGUGGGUUACCUCAACAUACUCAACAAUAAAGUGGAUUUGAUCCAGCGUAUGCAUCUGCGCUAUGAAAACUACAUCGAGAUGCUGCGCUUCCACGGUAAUCAUGUGCUAGAAGCACCACGUCACGCCAGGGACGUCGUCCUCGAGGUAAACACGAUCAGUGCGAUUGACAAUCACUUCCCAUGUGACUGCCAGGCGCACAACGUCCUAGAAAGCGAUUUCGCUCGCGGCGACAGCGCCGGAUUUCAGCGCCGAAACUAUUGCAUCUCGCCAUUCGAGUACAACGGCAAGCCCAUGAACGUCGUCGACUUCGAGCUCGUCGCCCGGUGCCACGACAACGUGAUUCAGGACAACCUGGGCUCGGGCGUCGUCGGGCUAUCAUCUCUAUCAGCGGUUACGUUGCUGAUCGCCUUUUUGUUCUCGAUGAAUCUCUUGCGAUGAGCAUCGUUCUUCAGUCGAUUCUUCUUCAACGAUCGUCUCAAACAUCUUACUUUUAGAUGCUCAAAGCAAUAAUAAAAAAAGGGCCAGAUUUUUAUGCGCGCGCUUAUUGGCUUGUCAAAAAAUUCUCCAUGCCUUCGUUCUCGUGCAGCAAGAGUCUUCGUGUAGUCUGGUAAAGUUGCCGAAGCAAAAAGGUAUCUCGCACGAAUUAUGUUGAAUGUAUCAUUAUCGCUGUAGAUUAUUGUACCAAUCUUCUAUCGAUAUAAUACAUUUUCGAAAGGGGCUGUACUAUAUAUAUCGCACUAGAAUGCAAAAGAGAUAGCUUGCAAUUCGGUUAGAUUAAUCUGUGAAAGACAAAGCUACGCGAAUUUUAGUUAGGUCUAUAAAAUUAUGAUUGAUGAUUAAAAUUUCGUUCUAUAGUACGUCAAACUGUGAAUUUAUAAUUAAUUAAAAUAACAAAUCGCAUGAAAUUAUAUACAUAUAUAUAAAGUUAAUUUUUAAAGUUUUUAUAAAUUAAUUUUUCUUAUGUUAAAAACAGAAAUGAUCUAAUUAUGUACAGAAUUUCUCUUUCUAUUGUCUUUUAACUUAUCGCAGUAUCUCUUGAUAUUGAAAAUUCUUUUAAAUUUUAAGAAAAAAAUUAGAGAACGGAAAAUGUAUUUUAUUUUGGAAAAGUCAAAUCAAUAUUGUAUCUCGACAAAAAUAAUCAGGGACAGUAAAUACGAGUUUUUCACAGAUUACCAUGGUAUGAUAAUUAAUCGUUAAUCGAAAAAACAUAUCGCUAUUGCGGAGAUAUGAAUUCAGAACGGCAAAAAAAGAAAAGCAACAGUGAAUAAAGCUAACUAUCCUCUCGUAACAUGUAUUCACAUUAUUUAUCGUUCUCGAUAAUAUCGAAAUGAAUAUAUGCAUAUCUAACAACAGUUCAUUUACACGAAAAGCAACUGCCAUGGAUACAUAUAUCCUUUUGCACAUAUGAAAGUGAACAAACGUGAUCUUACAUAUUGUUUAAUUGUUGAAAAAAAUAUUUCUUUACUCUCGUUAUUUCGUAUAAUGUUUAAGAGAAUUGAAAAGUGUAAUUCUGUUAUAUUUAUCUAUUAUAUCCAAAGUAUGUGUGUGGGUUGUGUAGUGUUAAGUUAUUAUUAUUUAUGAAUAGAAUUUUAUACUAUUAUACACUGUUAUACAUACUGCGUUUAACUGUACAUAAUACGAUGAGUUAUUUAAACUGUUAUAAGUCGCUAUUUUAUACAAUAGUGCAAUUUUGAUGCUAAACGCGAUCUCUCAUCUUAUCGGCUGUAUCGCGAAUGCCAUUUUUUAUGAAAUAUAUUAAUACUUAAAAAAAGAGUAUUCGAUUAGGCAUUCAAUGUAUAACGAUAACACAGACCUACGUAUACGUUAGCAAUACGUUUCCGAUCAAUCGAAACGAUUGGUAAUUCACGUGAAUUCACGAUCGUCAAUCGCGGAUACAUUUAUUAUGAGAUAAUAUGUCACACGCGAGCUUUAACUGGCCGGCCGGUAUACUGGACCAACAUUACCGCAUACUUGAUUGAAGUUUAUUUGAAACUUCGACUUUUGGAUAGACAUCGUAAUAAAUGACACGUUAUUCGGGAUAUAGAAACGGAAAAAAGGCGAAAGUAACGCUUUUAGAUCCGCUAAAAAGAGAAAAAGGAAAGUCUUUCUCUGAUAUUACUCAAUUUUUUUAUAAUUAUCAGGCGCAAUUAUUUCAUAAUUUAUAUACAUAUUAGUUACUGUAUAAUGUAGUUUUGCAUUGUAAAGCAUUUUUUACGUAAAAAUAUAAUAUUAAUGAGCUAGGUAAUAUUUUGGAAAGAGAUAAUCUUGUAGGCCUACUACAAAUCUUACUUCCGGGUCCAGGAAUCCGAGCUAUGAUCCCGUACGUUCACAACUACUAUUUCAAUUCUACUAAUAGACUACGGAAUUAUUAAGAUGAUUCGAAAAUGAUGAAAGUAUCUAGCGAUUAAGUAUAUAUAUUUAAUUGCGUUGAUGUCUAAGAUCUUUAGAGAACGCUCAAAAUAUUAGGAUUCCUACAAAAAAAAA